Adineta steineri is the source of this 2100-nucleotide messenger RNA. NCBI's taxonomy places the organism in Eukaryota, Metazoa, Rotifera, Eurotatoria, Adinetida, Adinetidae. The record is from the annotation of a GenBank genome assembly.
AUGUAUCCACCGAUAAAACGACUUCGUACUGAUGAAAAUCAGGAUGAAUCUAAUGCUGGAGGAGGAAUACCAACAGCAGGUGCAUCAUCCAUGAUGGAUGAUUUCGAAAUGACUGAUGAUGAAUUAUUAUUUUCUGCCACACAAGUUGAACAACAAACAAAUCAUGAUUGUUAUCAAGCACUACCUUCAAGUCAAAAUCCAUCUCGAUCAAAUUUUCAAGUACCAGUAUUUUCAACUCAAACUGUCUUACAACCAUUAGCAUCAGAAGGAAAUCGAACACAAAAUGUUAAUAAAGAACUUGAACUUGAACGAAAAUUAUUAAUGAAAGAAGGUCAAAUAAUUAUUCUUGAAAAAAAUAAUCGAUUAUUAACUGAAAAAAAUGCUCGACUUACACGAGAAAAAUGUCUUUUAAAAACUGAACAAGAUGAAGCAGCAAGUGCUCGUGAACAACGAGUUAAAAUUCAACUUGACACAUGUAAAUCUCAAUUAACAUUUAAUGAACGUGAACGUAGUGAAUUACAAACACGUUAUCAUGCACUUGAAACACGUUUUCAUGAAAGUCAAGAAACAAGUAAUCGUCUUUUACGUGAAGUAACACGUCUUCGUACUGAUAAACCACAAAUCAAUAGUCCACAACAUCAACCAACAAAUUUAACAUUAAAUCAUUCUCGUCUUCUUAAAACUCAAUUAACACAAUUUUCAGCUUAUGAAUUAUUACGUACACGUACAAUUGAUUCAUCAACAAUGCCUAUAUCAAGUUUACAAAUUAUACUUGAACGUAUUCGACCACAAUCAAUAACUCAACAUAUUUGGCAAACAUUAGUUGAUUUAAUAUUUUUUCAUCAACAUAAUUCAAUAUCAAUUAAAUUAAAACAACAAGAUUUAACAAUUGGAAUUGAUUUAAUAACAAUGACAGCAUUUUAUCAAAUGAUUUAUAAUACAUUACAUCUAUUUAAUAAUCAACGAAAUCGUAUAACAACAAAUAAUAAUGAUCAACAACAACAACAGCAACAACAAUCACAAAACUUAACUUCUGAUCAAUUGAUGUUAGUACUUGAUGCUUGUUCACAUUUUCUAUUAAAUACUGUUAAAUCAACUGAAUCAUUAAAUAAACAAGAAAAUACAUCAACUAUUAAAAAACAACAAGAAGCUGAGCCGAUGGAUGAUGGUUCAUCUCAACGAACCACUACGGAUAGUAGUCAAAUUUCAUUACCAUGUUCAGCCGAUCAUCAUACUGCUUAUUAUACGGCUAAAGGUCAAUGUUUAACAAUGCUUAAAUAUUUUCUUUCACAUUCAACAAUAAAUAAAUAUCCAUUUGCUCUAUUUAAUCGUAUUUUAAAACUUUAUACAUUUCAUUUUAAAACUCGUCCAACACAUGAAUCUGAAAGACGUAAAGCUUUUUGUUCUUUUCUUAUAUCUCUUCUUGAUCAACAACAAUAUAUGAAUCCAUAUGAAUAUUUAACUGCAAUAUUAUUAUCAAUACUUGAUGCAUCACCUGAUGAACCUAAUUGGUUAUGUGGCGUAUCAAUAACAGAUGAAAGAUCAUCAUCUCAACGUUGUUUAUGUUCAGUUCUUAUAACACAUCUUGAUUCACUUAUUUAUCUUGAUAAAAAUGAAAAUUUAGAUGAAUAUAUUAAAUUUCUUUUUUUAAUUUAUCGUCUUCAAUUAUUUAUUUAUGAUAAUGAAAAUUUUCAUAAAAUGGAACUUGAUAAUGGUCAAUGUCCAGGUUUAUGUUGGUUAACAUUAUUUAUAUCAUUUGGUCAAUGUUUAUCACGUUUUCUUUUUCAUAUUAUAAAACCAAUAAUAAAACAACGAAUAUUUCAACUUUCAAUAAAAUUCGUUAAAAUUUUAAUACUUUUUUCAUUACAAUUACAACCAACAACAUGUUUACCACAACAAGCAAAAGAAUUACAACUUUAUACAAAUCCAUCUCUUUGGCAUUUAUAUGAACUUAUGUUAUUAUAUCACCAUCAACAAUCUGUUAAUGAAUCAAUAACUAUUAUUAAUAAACAAGUACUGGACGAUCAACUCUGUGUUUUUGGUUAUAUACGUGACGUACUGGAGGCUGGAAAUGAUAAUCAUGCAAAUGAAAUGAGAUAA